AAAAAAAAAGAAUUCAUCUUUUUGUCUAGCAAAAAUGGCUGAGGCCGUUGUCAGUUUUGCUGCGGAAACAAUUGGCAACCUGUUGAUUGAAGAAACGAAGUUCUUACAAGGGGUGAGGGACCAAGUGGAGCAACUUCAACUAGAGCUAAAGCGGAUACAAUCGUUCUUAAAAGAUGCAGAUGCAAGGCAGCAUGAGGAGGAAAGGAUCAAGGUGUGGAUUUCACAAGCUAGAGAUCUAGCUUAUGAGGCCGAUGACUUGAUUGAAAGAUAUGCUUUCAAAGUCGCGUCCCGAAGGAGGAAAGGCGUUAGAGGCACCACAAAGAGAUGUGUUGGUAUCCUGAAUGAGUGCUUUCCUAGGCACACCACAGGAACGGGUAUUCAGACUCUGAAAACGAAAAUCUCUGAUCUCACCAAAAGUUUCCAGGAAUAUGGGAUCGCAGCUGUGAUGGAAAGACAGGAUGGCGCAAGUUCAUCGCAUCAACAAUUGAGGCGGACAUAUUCCCAUGUUGUCGAGGAUGACUUUGUUGGAUUGGAGGAUGAUGUUGAGAUGCUGGUAAAGCAUCUGUUGAGGGGAAGCGAUCAUGAUCAUGAGAUCGAUCAACACUUUAGAGUUGUCUCCAUCUGUGGGAUGGGUGGCUUGGGAAAGACAACUCUUGCCAGAAAGGUAUACAAUCACCCUGAACUGAGGCGCUGCUUUGAUGGUCUUGCUUGGGUAUGUGUCUCGCAAAAGUGGCAAAAGGAAGACAUUUUGCAAAGGAUCUUGCUAAGCCUGAUCCCAGAAAAGAGAGAAGAGAUACUGGAGUGGAGGGAUGAGGAGCUCGUCAGGCAACUUUUUCAAAUCCUGCAAAACAAGAAAUGUCUUGUGGUUCUUGAUGACAUUUGGGCCACAGAACCAUGGGAAUGUAUAAAGCAAGCAUUUCCAAUUAGAAACGACGGAAGCAAGAUCUUAGUUACAUCUCGCAAUAAAGACGUGGCUUUGCAUAUUGAUCCCAGUGGUUUUCACCACGAACCGCGCUUUUUAAGUGAGGACGAAAGUUGGCAGCUGCUACAGAGGAAAGCUUUACGGGGCAGGUUUCAUGGAGAACAUGAAGAUUUAAAAAAAUUGAAAAACUUAGGGAAGGAAAUGGUGAAAGCAUGUGGGGGUCUUCCAUUGGCUGUGAUAGUACUCAGCGGAACUCUUGCCACCAAGAAGGACCUGAAUGAGUGGGCGACUGUCAAUAGAAACAUUAAAGCUCAUCUUGGAAGAGGAAACAACUUGAUCAAAGAAGAAGGAAAUCUGCACAAGAUACUAGCUUUAAGCUACAAUGACUUGCCCUACAAGUUGAAGCCUUGCUUCCUUUACUUGAGUAGAUAUGAAGAAGACUCUGACAUAGACACAGAGGCAUUGUACCAGUUAUGGAUUGCAGAAGGUAUAAUAUCAACAAAAGAUCAGAUUGGUGAAGAAUCAAUGAUGGAUGUAGCAGAAAGAUACCUGGGAGAAUUAGUAACACGGUGCAUGGUUCAAGGUAAAGCCCCUGAUGAUGAUGAUGUGAUGCUGUCCUCCGUUGGAAGAUCAUUCGCAUCGUGUCGCCUUCAUGACUUAAUGAGAGACCUAAGUUUGCUCAAGGCCAAAGAAGAGAAUUUCUUGUUAUCCAUAAGCUAUUAUCAUGAUGGAAUUCUCAAUGAGCAUGGCAAUAAUGAUCACUCACAAGUUUACCGUCUAGCUGUCCAUUUUUCUAAGGAGGGUGCAAGGAAAUAUUUCCCUCCAGCUGAGAAGAGAAAUACUAGGCACCUGAGGUCACUUGCCUUGUUGGUCUCAGGUAAUGAAGGUUAUGAAGGGCGUCUUACUAAGAAAAUGAAGUCUCAAUUCAAUCGGUUCAAAAUGCUCAGAGUGUUGGCCAUUGAAGGGCUCUGUCCUGCGUUGUCUGGAGAUCAAAUACUGAAAAGUAGUGCUUAG
This is a messenger RNA of Coffea arabica (coffee), 1936 nucleotides long. NCBI's taxonomy places the organism in Eukaryota, Viridiplantae, Streptophyta, Magnoliopsida, Gentianales, Rubiaceae. The record is from RefSeq and is a predicted model, not a curated record.